Messenger RNA from Fundulus heteroclitus (mummichog), 1667 nucleotides. RefSeq names its product glycine C-acetyltransferase (gene gcat). The transcript is spliced from 9 exons. The coding region runs from base 69 to 1352 and encodes 427 amino acids. The record is from RefSeq and is a predicted model, not a curated record. NCBI's taxonomy places the organism in Eukaryota, Metazoa, Chordata, Actinopteri, Cyprinodontiformes, Fundulidae. Gene Ontology annotation, molecular function: glycine C-acetyltransferase activity; pyridoxal phosphate binding. Gene Ontology annotation, biological process: biosynthetic process; L-threonine catabolic process.
AUUGGGUGACGCAAACGCACGUCUUCGCAUCUCCGGUGGUGGUGCAGCGUCAAGUCUUUUCCGGCGUCAUGUCUCUCGGUAAAGCCGUGCGGAGUUUGGUCAAACCGGCCCGGGGGCUGCUGGCGUCCUCGGAACCGGCGCUGAAACGCAGCUACGCGGCUGUCGCUGAGGCCAGAGCUGUGCUGGAGCACGAACUGGACACGAUCCGAGCGGCGGGGACGUGGAAAGCGGAGAGGAUCAUUACCUCCAAGCAGGGUCCGCAGAUCAACGUGGAGGGCAGCCGUGGCGGCAUCCUGAAUUUCUGCGCCAACAACUACCUGGGCCUGUCCAGUCACCCGGAGGUGGUGCAGGCGGGGAUCGACGCCCUUAAGACGCACGGCGCCGGACUGAGCUCUGUCAGAUUCAUCUGUGGGACGCAGGAUCUGCACAAAACUCUGGAGCAGAAGCUGGCAGAGUUCCAUGAGAGAGAGGACUGCAUCCUCUACGCCAGCUGUUUUGACGCCAACGCCGGGUUGUUUGAAGUCCUGCUGGGCCCCGAUGACGCCGUGCUGUCAGAUGAGCUCAACCACGCCUCCAUCAUCGACGGGAUCCGCCUGUGCCGGGCAAAGAGGCUGCGCUACAAACACAUGGACCUCGGUGACCUGGAGGUUAAGCUCAAGGAGGCUCAGUCUUCUCGAAUGCGCCUGGUGGUGACCGAUGGAGUCUUCUCCAUGGACGGAGACGUGGCUCCCCUACGAGGAAUCUGUGACCUUGCCGAACAGUACGGAGCCAUGGUGUUCAUAGAUGAAUGUCACGCCACCGGCUUCCUGGGGCCUCGAGGGAGGGGGACAGAUGAGCUCCUGGGAGUGAUGGACAGAGUUCAGAUUGUGAACUCUACUCUGGGAAAAGCCCUGGGAGGAGCAGCAGGUGGCUACACAGUUGGUCCAAAGCCUCUCAUUGACUUGCUCAGGCAGCGCUCGCGGCCUUACCUCUUCUCCAACGCCCUGCCGCCUCCUGUGGUGGGCUGUGCCACGCGGGCCGUGGAGCUGCUGCUCGCCUCCAAUGAGAUCGCACAGAGCAUGACGGCCAAAACCAUGAGGUUCCGGAACAAGAUGACGCAGGCCGGCUUCACCAUCUCGGGCUCGUCCCAUCCCAUUUGCCCCGUGAUGCUCGGCGACGCGCGCCUGGCCUCUCUAAUGGCCGACGACAUGCUGAAGCACGGGAUCUACGUGAUUGGGUUCUCCUACCCAGUCGUGCCGAAGGGCAAAGCCAGAAUCCGGGUUCAGAUUUCCGCAGCCCACACCGACGACGACAUCGACCGCUGCGUGGACGCCUUCAUCCAGACGGGCAGGAAGCACGGAGUCAUCUCCUGAGACGGGGACGAGCGGCAGGAAAUGGGAGGCCAUGGCAAGCCGCUCUGCUUUAUAGCUCAUGUUACUGAUGGCAGACAAAUAUGGAAACCUCGUUACAGUAGUGGGUCAAUCAAAGAUGAUAUCUUAGUGUUUUCCUAGAUGAGUAAAAUGCCUUUGCUGGAGUGUAGCUGUUUGCAUUUAUAGACAAAAAGGGCUAAGAAUUAAAUUGCUCCUGCACUACGUCUUACGAGGGAAAUAAUGUUUCUCUUGAAUCCAUGAAUGUGAUUUUGAAUGACUGUUGGUGAUUUUGACCUUUUUUUUUUUUUUUUUUUUUUU